AUGGAUUUCUUUCCCUUCAUCCUCUCUCUUUUCCUUGUUCUACAUCUCUCAGGACAAAGUGUCACACAAGUUGAGGCUCGCCAUCAUCAUCAUCAUCACCAUCAUAAACAUCAUCGUCAUCAUAUAUCAAAAUUAUUUGUUUUUGGAGACUCAUAUGUUGACACCGGCAACAUUAAAAGAGGGUUAGCAAAUUCAUGGAAAGAACCUUAUGGCAUCACCUUUCCCGGCAAGCCCGCCGGCCGUUUCUCCGACGGUAGAGUCUUCACCGACUACAUUGCCAAGUAUUUGAAAUUGAAAUCACCGGUCCCAUAUAGUGUGAGAGAAUUGAUGCCAAAACAUUUGAAAUAUGGAAUGAACUAUGCGUUUGGUGGUACUGGUGUGUUUCAAACGUUGUUUUCAGGCCCAAACAUGACAACUCAAAUCGAUUUUUUUGAGCAACAAAUCAAAGACAAACUCUACUCAACCAAAGAUAUUCGUAAUUCUGUCGCUCUUGUUUCUGUCGCUGGAAAUGACUACACUUUUUACAACGUUAAAAAUGGCUCUGUUCAGGGUUUUCCAUCUUUCGUGGCAUCAUUGAUUAAUCAAACAGUGAUCAAUUUAAUUCGCAUAAAAGAAUUAGGAGUGAAGAAAGUAAUAAUGUCUGGUCUACAACCCAUUGGAUGUCUUCCUCAACAAACAGCUGGAACUUCAUUCAAGCAAUGCAAUGAAACAUCAAACACAAUCCUCGCAAGCCACAACAAUCUCUUAAGACAAGCCAUAAACAAAUUGAACCAACAAACAAAUGAUACUUCUUCACCUUUUCUAUUCCUUAAUCUUCACGAUACUUUUAUGUCGGUGUUGAACCAUCCAACCACAUUCAACAUUAAGGACAAAUUGAAGCCAUGUUGUGUUGGUGUGAGUAAUGAGUAUUUUUGUGGAAGUGUUGAUGAGAAAAAUGUUAAGAAAUAUUUGGUGUGUGAGGAACCAAAAUCUGCUUUCUUUUGGGAUUCGGUGCAUCCUACGGAAGCAGGGUGGCAUGCUGUCUAUAACAAGUUGAGAAUAACGAAUGCUCUUGAACCAAUUUAUUACUAGUUAUUUCUUGGUUUUGUUAGCUACUAGUAUUAAGAUUUGUUUGUGGUGAAUAAUACAUUUUCACUUUUCGUUUGUUAUAUUCAUUGUUUCUCAAAUUGUGUUAUGUUUUGUAAUCGUUCCAACUGUUUUUGGGAAUAUAUUUUAUGGCAAUUUGCAGAUAGAACUUUCUCAUCUA
Cicer arietinum (chickpea) is the source of this 1246-nucleotide messenger RNA. RefSeq names its product GDSL esterase/lipase At5g03610-like. The record is from RefSeq and is a predicted model, not a curated record. Lineage: Eukaryota; Viridiplantae; Streptophyta; Magnoliopsida; Fabales; Fabaceae. Gene Ontology annotation, molecular function: hydrolase activity, acting on ester bonds.